Blepharisma stoltei is the source of this 802-nucleotide messenger RNA. NCBI's taxonomy places the organism in Eukaryota, Ciliophora, Heterotrichea, Heterotrichida, Blepharismidae. The record is from the annotation of a GenBank genome assembly.
AUGGAAAAGGCGCAGCUUUAUCAAGAGGUUCUCAAUGAGCUUUCAGAAUUCUUUAGUCACUAUCAAAACCUUAGUGAUAUAGCUAUCAUGACCACAAUCUCCAGUGUUAUUCAUAUGAAAUUCCCUCAGCUUGUUUUUGUUGGAUUUUAUAUUACUCGUGAAGCCAAUGCUGUGAAGUAUAGUAAUUGCCCGAGGAUGGCGCUAUCUUGCGCCAUCCUCGGGCAAUUCAAAAAUGGCCCCACACCGGGAAUUGAACCCACGUGUGGGGCCAUUUUUGGUAUGUGGAGAACAUCGACUUCCACGCACCAAAAAUGGCCCCUCACGUCCCGGUGUGGGGCCAUUUUUUUAAAUUGCCCGAGGAUGGCGCAAGAUAGCGCCAUCCUCAGGCAAUUACAAUACCUCGAAGUCGGCCCAUACCAAGGCAAAGUUCUAGCUUGUGCCAAAAUUGAUAUAGGAAAUGGUGUCUGUGGGACUUCUGCCCAAAGAAAACAAACUAUUGUUGUCGAAGACGUACACAUUUAUAUAUAAAUUAUUCUACAAUAAUAAGAAUAAUGAAAUAUUUUUUAAUUAAAUAUAAGAAUUUUCCUUUUUAAGCUCAAAAAUAUUAUUAUUAAAGACUAUAAAUAGAUUCGAGACUUAUAUUGCUUGUGAUUGUGCUUCUAAAAGUGAAAUUGUUGUCCCAGUUCUCCAUAAUGAUGAGGUCACAUCUGUUUUAGAUAUAGACAGCGAUGUGCUGGGGUAUUUUACAGAAGUUGAUAAAGAGUGGCUGGAAAGGAUAAUCAGUUCUUUUCUAACUAAUUAA